Chilo suppressalis (striped riceborer) is the source of this 935-nucleotide messenger RNA. The record is from the annotation of a GenBank genome assembly. NCBI's taxonomy places the organism in Eukaryota, Metazoa, Arthropoda, Insecta, Lepidoptera, Crambidae.
AGGCAACUGAAAAUCCUGCAAACAUGAGUUAUAAGAUAACUUCACUGUUGGGCUUAGCCUUCUAUGCCAUGGUCAGUGGCCAUGCGAUAUCUGAGCAGAAAGUGGUGAGAUACUAUGGCGAAUUGGGACACAUUGGAGACAAAGCGCCCGAGCAUCAUGAGGAAUACGCUUGGGCGUAUCCCGCCUAUGAGUUCUCAUAUUUUGUGGAAGAUAAGCACACGCAUGAUAUGAAGGGGCAAGAGGAGAGCCGACACGGAGACGAGGUGAAGGGCAAGUACUGGCUGAUACAGCCCGACGGCCGCAAGCGCACCGUCACGUAUCACGCCAACAAAAAAGACGGAUUCAAAGCGAACGUUGAAUACUCCGACCCUCAUCACGAACACGUCCAGGUUGACCAUAAGCCCAUUGUGGAAGAUCCUGAUCACAAAACUGAAAUUGAGCAUAUUCCAGAAAAUAAUGAACCUGUACAUGUCGAACAUAAUGAACCUAAACAUGUCGAACAUCAUGAACCUGAACAUGUCGAACAUCAUGAACCUAAACAUGUUGAACACAGGAACAAACAUAACAUUGAAAAUAUUGAACACAAACCCAUUGUUGUGAUUGAGCCAAACCACAACAAACCUCAUUACAAGAUGGAACCGGUUCACCACAAGAUGGAACCAGUUCAUCACGAGAUGGAACCGGUUCAUGAGCGGAAAGAUCAUGACGUGGAAUCUCACCGUGUGCCAAUUCCACCUCUAGCGAUGUAUAUUCCCCGCCGGCAUAGGAUCAUAGAAAACUACCACCACCCACGCGACAACAGACGACAUUGAUAUGGCCGUCAAAUGAAAUAAGAAUAGGCUCAUUAAUUUAUAACGUCUACAUGAUUGUGAUAUAUCUUGUAACUACUAAAAAGGAUUUGUAAUCAUAAAUAUGUAAAAGCAAAUAUCAAAUAA